UUUCCAUGACUCUUUCUGUUGUUAACUCCCAGUUUGACACUGCUCUAAGAAUUUCUACAACUGUUCUCACUGAAGCUCAAAGGCCAUGAUUGUUAAAAUAUAUGUUAUUAAACAGCCUUGUCAAGGGAUAUCAAGUUGGCCAGAGCAUAUUAUAAUUUCACCCACUGAACUAGUUUGACAUAAUCUCCCUAGGCACUAAAAGUCACCUGACAGCAACUGUCAAGUUUUCUGUGUAUGCAGAGCUAUUGCCCUACCCUGAAGGUGUCUAACUGUCUCUUUCUCUGAGGUUGUCUAUGAAUUAGGAUGUCCUUAAGAGGGAUUUAUCGUAUUUCAAAAUGACUCCCAACAGUAGUAGGCAUGAUGGCUUCAUUGCGUUUGAUCAGUGGUAUUGCCCUUUAGAUGGUGAACCCCACUAAGCCAGGCGGUAUCCAGAUUGUCAUAUCAUCAUGCCAUCUUUCUUUCAUCCCAGGAUUUCCUGGAGAAGAAUGGCGGAGAAAAAAACAGCUAGUAGGAAGCACAGGGGGGGAAAUGGCAACUGUACAUAUAACUCAUCCAGAUCUCUUUCAAUUUACAAACAAACACGUGGCUCAACUGUUCUGGGGAACUACGGUGGUGUCAGUGAGUGUUUGAGCAUAGUGACGGUGUGUGUGUGUGUGUGACGGUGUGUGUGUGUGUGUGUGUGUGAGAGACAGAGACCAGCGAUGGCAGCCAGUAAGAAUAAGACCCAGAGUUCUCUGGCCCUGCACAAGGUCAUCAUGGUGGGCAGUGGUGGUGUGGGCAAGUCUGCACUCACACUGCAGUUCAUGUACGACGAGUUCGUAGAGGACUACGAGCCCACCAAGGCAGACAGCUACAGGAAGAAGGUAGUGCUGGAUGGAGAGGAGGUCCAGAUCGAUAUCCUGGACACGGCUGGACAGGAGGACUACGCUGCCAUCAGAGACAACUACUUUAGGAGUGGAGAGGGCUUCCUGCUUGUCUUCUCCAUCACAGAACACGAGUCCUUCAUGGCCACUGCAGAGUUCAGGGAGCAGAUCCUGCGUGUGAAAGCAGAGGAGGAUAAGAUUCCUCUGUUGGUGGUGGGGAACAAGUCUGACUUGGAGGACCGCAGACAGGUGUCUGUAGAUGAGGCCCGAGCCAAGGCAGAGGAGUGGGGGGUGCAGUACGUGGAGACAUCAGCCAAGACACGAGCCAACGUCGAUAAGGUAUUCUUUGACCUGAUGCGGGAGGUGCGGGGCAAGAAGAUGUCGGAAAACAAGGACAAAAACGGCAAGGGAAAGCACAAGAAUAAGAACAAGAAGAGUUUCAAAGAGCGAUGCUGUUUACUCUGAACCCAACAUGGACCUUUACAACACAAAACGCCACAAUCUAUCAUUACGCUGAGGAACCAACCAGCUCAGAAUCACAUCAGAGCAUCCAUCCUCACGUUGAGUUGAAAGAUGUCUGUUAGUUUUUAAUCUGGCCAUAGUAGUGUUGUUUAGCAGGUUUGGGGUCAGUUCUAUUUAAACUCAGUCAAUUCUGGAAGUAAACUAAAAUUCAAAUUGCAAUUUUGCUCAUUGCUUUUCAAUAUGGAAAAUUGGAAUUUGGAAUUUCAGUUUACUUGUUGAAGUGAAAUGGAAUUGUUCCCAACCCAGGUGUUUACCACAUUCUCAACCACUGUUUUUGCAUCUAAAACUAAAGGUUUGUUAGAUAUCCUGACCGUUUGUUUUUAAAUGGAAGGUGACCACUGUUCUGCGACUUGGACUGCAAUGCUUGACCUCUCCCCUGAUAACAACAACCCAAUUACCAAACUGCCCCCAACACUAACUUCAGUCUGCUUGGAUCUUGUUCUGUCUAUCUCAAUAUAUCUGUCCUUUAUGAUCAACUUAUGGUCAUGCCAUUUAUUUUAGUCUAGAAUGGAAAUGGAUCUGUGAAUGGGGAUAGGAUCAGUCAAGGACAGAAAUGUAGCGAAACUAUUUUCAGUGCUUUUCAAUGAUGUCUGUCUAUGUGAUAUGGACAUCAGACUAACCUGUGUUUUUUAAUGAACAAAAAUAAUAUUUACUAGUUAGUAAGAGUUGGGGACUAGGACUGAACUUGUCAUUGUUUCCUCUACAAUAGGAUAAAGCAAUUGUCAAUCAAGAAGGCUCAUUGCCUUAGGAUUCAAAACACGUGAUAUUAUUAGGGCCAGUCAGUUUACAUUGUCUGGAAAAACUCCUGUCCCCAGUCUAAGUAUGAUGGAUAUUGAAGUGUGAAGUUGUAAGAGUUUACUAACCAGAGGUCCUGUGGCAAUGGGCAGGCAGUGUAUCUAGAGCCCCCUGCUGGCACUCCCUGGUAAAUACAGGAACUGAAAUGGAACCUCCGCCACAUCCAUUAGUCCAUUAGAUAUGGGUCAGUUGGCACCAUAACUAUCAGCCAGUCACCUUCAGCUUUUUGUUAUUAAUAUUUGUACUUUUUAUGGGUUUUAGUCAAAUGUUUUUUUUUUAUAGAAAGUGCACUACAUUGUUGCCAAUACAUUACAAAAAUAACUGUUGAGAGUUUGUGCCAACAACAUUAAGGAAAACAUGAUAUCGCCUACCAACUAAUCACACCUCUCUAUAUAAAUAAUGUUUGUUAAUUAACUGAGUGAAUGUAUGUGCAACAGACAACAGUUGAUACUUCUGGUUCCUUUGUGUCCGUGUGAAUGAAACCUGGGUCAUGUUAUUUGGCACCAAAUGGAAGAAAAUGGACUGAAACUUUUUAUGUUUUUAUUUUUGGUUGCUGAAAAAUACUUUUUAAACGUAUUGUGCCCUAAUGAACGCCACUCUGGUGAGGGACACUGUGUUUGUUUGCUGUUACUGUUGUAUCAGUCACUCUGUUCUUCCCUACAACAGUAAAGCAAUAUUUCCAACAACUGUCCUAACCAGUCUGCUCUUUUAUAACAAUGUGUGUCCUCUUUUCUGUUCUUUUAAAGCUAGUCUACUGUUGCUAGGUUUUUCACUGUCUUUUCUGAACAACAAAAAAGACUGAAGUAUAUGUUGCCAAAUAAAUGCAUUUUUCUUUGUAA
This is a messenger RNA of Coregonus clupeaformis (lake whitefish), 3019 nucleotides long. Its product is annotated as ras-related protein Ral-B. The transcript has 5 exons. The coding region runs from base 702 to 1328 and encodes 208 amino acids. The record is from RefSeq and is a predicted model, not a curated record. Gene Ontology annotation, biological process: Ras protein signal transduction. Gene Ontology annotation, cellular component: plasma membrane. Gene Ontology annotation, molecular function: GDP binding; GTP binding; GTPase activity. NCBI's taxonomy places the organism in Eukaryota, Metazoa, Chordata, Actinopteri, Salmoniformes, Salmonidae.